Aquila chrysaetos chrysaetos is the source of this 5270-nucleotide messenger RNA. RefSeq names its product interleukin 1 receptor type 1 (gene IL1R1). Gene Ontology annotation, molecular function: interleukin-1, type I, activating receptor activity. The coding region runs from base 478 to 2154 and encodes 558 amino acids. Gene Ontology annotation, biological process: regulation of inflammatory response; signal transduction. The transcript has 13 exons. The record is from RefSeq and is a predicted model, not a curated record. NCBI's taxonomy places the organism in Eukaryota, Metazoa, Chordata, Aves, Accipitriformes, Accipitridae.
GGCGGGCGAGGCGGGGCCUGCUGCCCGCCCGUUCGCCCGGCCGCUCUGUGGCGCCGGCCGAGGCGGUCGGCGAGGCGCGGGGAGCGGACGGAGGUAUCAGGAGUUGAAAUGACAUAGCAAAGUCUUCAAAACGCUGACUGCAAGAUGAGCUCCUUCCACUUGAUGCUGAAAGGAGGUGCUGUUUUCAAUUGAUUUGAAUACUGGUAAACUGAAACUCCAAGAAUGAUGAUCAGCUUAUUGGCAAGUUCCAGGAAAACCACAUACAAAGCAACUAAAUAAAGCCUAUGGUAUGAGUGCUUUGUCAGAUAAACCGUCCAAAAGUAGUACAUACUUUGAGGCUGUUGUAUUAAAGUGUUGAACUCUGCUCUGUGUGUCCCUCUGCUACCCCAACACUUCUGCAUAUGAAAUGUUUCAAAAGAAGGAGCUGGUGUGGCUUAUUUGUCACUAAAGUGAACUACAUUGGAUAUAAAACAAAAGAUGACAUCUACAUUUUUGCUGAUUGGUCAUCUCAUUCUACUGAUACCUCUGUUCAGUGCUGAAGAAUGCGUUAUAUGUGAUUACUUUGUACUUGUUGGAGAGCCUACAGCUAUUAGUUGCCCAAUAAUUACAUUGCCAGUACUUCACUCUGAUUACAAUCUGACGUGGUAUAAAAACAGUACUGCUACACCAGUAACCACAGAGAGAGAUGCCAGGAUUCAUCAGCAAGAGGGCUUGCUUUGGUUUAUUCCUGCAAUGCUGGAAGAUUCUGGACCUUAUGAAUGUCAUGUAAGGAGCCUUAACCACUCUAACAAAAAAACUAUAAAUUUAACAGUUUUUAAGAACGAUAAUGGUCUGUGUUUUAAUGGAAAAAUGAAGUUUGAACAAAAAGUGAUGAGCACAAAUACUGGCAAGAUUAUAUGUCCUGAUCUAGAACAUUUUAAAGAUGAAGACAAUAAUCAGCCUGAAGUACACUGGUAUAAGGAGUGUAAGCCUGGAUUUCUUGAAGACAAGCGACUUCUUUUGGCAGAGGGUGAAAAUGCUGUCUUGAUUCACAACGUAAGUCUAGAAGACAGAGGAAACUACACAUGCCGUAUGGUAUACACAUAUAUGGGAAAACAAUAUAAUGUUUCACGAACCAUAAGUCUAGAGGUUAAAGAAGGACCACUGCAGAUGAGACCAGAGUUUAUUUAUCCGAAGAACAAUACAAUUGAAGUAGAACUUGGCUCUCAUGUAGUUAUGGAAUGUAAUGUAUCAAGCGGCAUAAAUGGCUUGAUUCCAUUCUGGCAAGUUAAUGAUGAGGAUGUUGAUAGCUUUGAUAGCACCUACAGGGAACAGUUUUAUGAAGAGGUGAUGCCUCGUGGACUUGCUGUAUCUGGAACAAAAUUCAACAUUUCAGAAGUGAAAGUAAAGGAUUAUGCUCAUAAAUUUUUCUGCCACUUCAUAUAUGGUUCUGAACAAUUUACAGCCUACAUCAAAUUGGAACGACCAGCUUGGAACAUGCAGGGUUACUUAAUUGGAGGAGGAGUUUCUUUGGUAUUUUUAGUAUUUUUUACUCUCUUUAUCUACAAGAUUUUCAAAAUUGAUAUUGUGCUUUGGUAUCGGGACUCCUGCCAUCGUUUCCUGUGUAAAAAAGUUUCAGAUGGGAAGAUCUAUGAUGCUUACAUUCUGUAUCCAAAGAACAGAGCGAGCUGCUUGUAUUCAUCAGAUAUUUUUGCUCUGAAGAUACUGCCAGAGGUCUUAGAAAGACAGUGUGGAUAUAACCUCUUCAUAUUUGGGAGGGAUGAUUUACCAGGAGAAGCUGUGGCCAGCAUUGCUGAUGAAAAAAUCCGUCAAAGUAGAAGAGUGAUAAUUGUUUUAGUACCAGAACCCUCCUGUUACAGUAUCCUAGAAGAUGUGUCUGAAAAGCAGCUAGCCAUGUAUAAUGCUCUUAUCCAAGAUGGCAUUAAAGUAAUACUCAUUGAACUCGAAAAAAUACAAGAUUAUGCAACCAUGCCAGAAUCCAUCAAAUACAUAAAGCAAAAGCACGGGGCUAUCCGAUGGAAAGGGGACUUCUCGGAAAGGUCUCUCUCAGCAAGUACCAGAUUCUGGAAGAAAGUGCGCUACCGCAUGCCAUCCAGAAAGAGUGGAUCUUCCUCAGGAUUGCAUUUGUUACCAAAAGACUUUAAUUCUCCCUAAAUAACAAAAGAUGACACUUAAUGACUAAUUCAGUUCACUUAGUUGGUGAUCGACUGAUUGAAGGUCACAUGUAUCUGUUUUGUGCAGACAGUCUUAUCCAAAUUUUCUGGAUUGAAGGUACUACGACCUCAUCUACAGAUGUGAAUCAUUUUUUCUUCUGGCCAGACCAACAGAACGCCUUGAAAUGUUGGCAGAAGCACAGUGAUGACAUGGAAACCAUGUAGGAAGUACAUGAGGCCUUUUCCAAGAAUUGCACUGUGACUUGGUGGAAUUCUUUUGACAUUAAAAAUGGAAGGGGAAAAAACUAUCGAAGAACCAGAAAACUUGUUUUUUGCAAUAAAGGUUGAAUAUGAAGGGAACUAUAUUAAUUAUAAUUGUGAUAUUAUGUAAUGGGCAUGGUUGAUGCCAGUAAAUGUUUUUGUUUCAUUUUUUUAAUGAUACGACACAAAACUUCUGUUACAAGUUCGUUAUUUGUCCUGUUCAGUUUGUUGAAAGAUAAAUCCUUGUGUUACUACAUCAGUGUGUUAUCGUCCAAGAGAAAAGGUAAGAGACAAUCCCAGCCCCCCGAAAGUGCUGUUGAACCUGACAAAGCAUAAAUACUCUUCCCUGAUCUUUUUUACAUUUUAAAGGACUGUACCAUUUUUAGUCGCUUGUCCCAUGCAGACAUCGUAGAAGUACCAUUGUAAUGCUGUGCUGAGUCAAAAAAUUAAUCUCAAGAGAAUUUUUUUUUUCCCCAGUUAAGUAGCUUAGUAUAUUUAUUCUUAUUUUACCCAAGUGGAACAAUUAGCUAAUGACACAGGCGCUCUCGUGGGGAUUACAGGAUGGUUGGCUUCAUCUGCCUUACCUUAAAGACCAGAUCAAGGGACUUCAGGGCACCCACUUCUUGUGGGUCGCUGUUGCUGAAGGAGAGCAGGUCUUCCCUCCUGUUCCCAGCCAGGGUGCAUUUGUCAGCUUUGAAACCUGAAGCUGGCUGAACAGACUAAUGUGGCAGAAAUAGUUCUUUCCCUUAGGAUAGUUUUCUCCCAGAUUAAUGAGUUUACGUGGUUCCCGAAGGGUUCAGAAUGCAAUUGGAGACGAGGAGGGGUGGUGGGACCGUGUUUUUUGGCUCCAGAUGUGUUUAGAAAAUAGAGCUAAAAUAGCAUUGUUGCCCAGUACUCCUUAAAGUGAGAGAGAGAUGCCCUCUGUUACCCCCUGCAGCUGCUUGCUUUUCUCAUUUCCCCCUGCCCUGAUGAUCAAAGGAAUCUGAGGUGACUGUGUAUUGAAUUUGGCUGGGGCUGGAUGAAUUGGGGCUGGAGUCACAGCUUCCAAACAGCUGUUUGGAAAAGGAAGUCGUUAAAACUUACUGUGCAUGUUGAAUCCUUUCUCUUUCCUUUUUUUGUUUGUUGUUUUUUUUUUUUUUUAACAAUAUUAUGUAUGCCACAAUUGUUAACUCUGAAGUUAUGUUUGACUUGUGUGUAGGCAGUGAUGUAGUUUGUAAUGAUCAAUUCUUUUUUCAGGGGAGGGAAUUGAUUUGAUUUUAAAAAACCGUCAAAUCUGUUUAAUGCCAUGUUUAUAGCUAUGAAUUUUAUAGGAGCAGGAGACGUGAGAGCCGAAUUGCCUGUGCUUUUCAGUCUGUCCUUGAAAGUUACCUUUUUAAGUUAUGAGAACUAGUUGUAUAUGGAAGCUUCAGGAUUUGACUGUUGUUGCCUUUAACUGCUGCUUGCAACUCUGAAUUCCUGUGUGUGCCCUAUCAGCUGCUCUCUUGCAGCACCUUUUGCUCUCUUGCAGCACCUUUUGCUCUCUUGCAGCACCUUUUGCUCUCUUCCCAUUCAAACUCCAGCCUGUCUUUUCCCAUGCAGCUCCCUUAUCUUGGAACAAGCAACUUACUAUUGUGUCAAACCCCAUCACUUUCCAAGCUGUCCUUUCAAGGCUGUUGCUAAUACAAUACAGUACUGGGCAGAAAUUUUCCCUUUGAGUUGGUCCUUUGAAAGCUCCACAUGUUCAUCUGAAAAAACUCAUGUUCUGCAUCCUUCAGAAUUUGUCUGCUCAUUUUGACACUGCAGUGUUGGCUUUUUCUUCUUUGAUGGCUCAUGCCUCCAUCUUCAACCAAACCAAACUGAUAGUGUGAGAUACCAUCCCACGGAAGAACUGCCCAGUAAACGUGGGAUGGUGUGACCCUUGUGGUUCUGCCUGAUAAGUGUCAGAACCAGUGGAAAUAGGUUCUUCUCCCACCUAAAGUGCUUUGGUUACCUUGGUGCAUGCUGGAAACUUGAAACUCUGCUUCUGAGAGACAGUGCCUUCUGAGCUUUGUGAGUUGAGUGUGUGUUUGGCCAGAAGGGAAUAAGAAUCUCUUCAUUUCAGGACAGGAGGGGGGGAAAGUGCAUUUGAAGCAUCAGACUAUUUCAAACUGUCAUGGUACUGGAGUGUUUUAUUGAUGAAUGUCAUGUAUGUAUAGACCAAUGCACAUGCUUAUAUUCUGUUCUCUGUCUGUGUUUUAGUCAAGAUAAGUGUCAAGGGAGGAUCAGUUCUGGUUAUGAAGUGCCACAUUCACUUAGCUGUUGCACACAGCCUGCUUUUAAAUGUGGUGUGUGUUCAGCGACAGCCUGUUGUAGAGUAAAAGAGCCUUGAGAUCCAUCUGAAGUUACUGAGAUUGAUCUAAGUAAGGGUAAUUGUUACAGUUCACAUCAAUAGAAGAAUUUAGUAGGACAGAAGCUGUACGGUUUGGUCACAGAACUCUUCUGUAAGAAGAUUCCUAUAUCAAAUGUGAAGACUAGACACUGGAAGUAUGGUAUUUGUACUCUGAGGACUAGGGUAUAAUACUGACUUUGUGCUUCCACCUUGACAGCUUGCAGCGUGCAGGCCAGCCAACAGAGUUCCAGCGACCUCGGGCCUCUUGAAUUAUUUUUGCUGACUGGAAUAGAUUGAAUGAAAAACUGCUACUUGUCAUCCCUACCUUUAGGGAUAGGAAAGUUAUUUUACUGAGCCAAAAUACUGUUUUUAAAAAAAAUAUUUGUUCUUUUUGAUGUAUUUAUACAAAUGAUGCAAAAGUUUUCAUGUGUGUUACGUAAACGCACUUUGAAGAAAGGUCCAUUUUUUUAAUUCAAUAAAGGCACUACAUAUUUUUUUUUCUUACAGCA